Molecule: messenger RNA, 333 nt
Organism: Colletotrichum navitas
Lineage: Eukaryota; Fungi; Ascomycota; Sordariomycetes; Glomerellales; Glomerellaceae
Exons: 4
Coding region: 1-333 (110 amino acids)
Biological process (GO): mycotoxin biosynthetic process
Source: RefSeq, a predicted model, not a curated record
AUGAUCAAGAAGUUAAAGACCUGUCGAUGCUCCAUGGACGAUUCAUUCCUAAGCCACGUGGCAGCGCCAGCUCUCGAGGCAGUCGAACUUGUUGACAGAACCUUUGAGGGCGACUUCAGCCAGGCAUCUCCGUGGCGGGGACACCCUUCUCCUGAGCGCGAUGCCGCCUGGGACUACCUUACUCAUGAUGGUGGUGUGAAUGUGCCCCUGGAGAAUCUGCAUGCACUGAACAAGUCCCCGGAAGUCGACUGGGAACGAAGCGAUCCGGCUUUUGGCGGGGGUGCUGUUGGGCUAUUGGAAGUGUUUCACCAGCUUCACUGUCUUCCUAAGUAA